This is a messenger RNA of Diplodia corticola, 612 nucleotides long. RefSeq lists its product as uncharacterized. The transcript has 4 exons. The coding region runs from base 1 to 612 and encodes 203 amino acids. The record is from RefSeq and is a predicted model, not a curated record. NCBI's taxonomy places the organism in Eukaryota, Fungi, Ascomycota, Dothideomycetes, Botryosphaeriales, Botryosphaeriaceae.
AUGGGCUCCGCAGAUAAGGAAGGGCAGAAAAAAAAAGAUGAUGAUGGUACCGAGCUGGCGUUCCGGGAUUCGCUGACCCUCGGACCGGGUGAUAUCGUCUUCGCCGCAGAGAUUGUAGUACACAUCUCCCGCGUUUGCCCCAAAUAUGACCUUCGAUACGAGGAACUGGCGGGUGUAGUGUGGACUUCCGAUCAGCCUUGUCCACUUCCACUUUUCCUACUUCUUAAGAUGUCGCUCGAUGUGGAAGCUGCCAACGCGACUACCGGCGUGGCGGGUGUAGACGCGAGGCAGACGGCAGUCGGCGUGCGGAAGAGAGCAUCGCAUGAAAGGCUUGUUAAAGCAGCAAGCGAAUACCGCAGUGGAUGCCCGUUGUACUCUUUCCAGCUCGCGCUGGGGAAGGACUUCAAGAAUUUCCGCCGCUUCAAAACAGUGCGCAUGCGGAUGCUUCUUGUGAAACAAAACUCAAUAGCGGCCCUGGAACGCAAGCUCAAAACAGCCGACGAUGAAGAGGUGGCCGAGCUACGUCUCGGAUGCUUGGAGCGCGACAAUAACGAGGAAAGGGGGAGGGUCCUCAGAGAACUCGACACUGCCCUCAAGGACUACGGCAAGUAA